This is a messenger RNA of Pelmatolapia mariae (spotted tilapia), 625 nucleotides long. RefSeq names its product protein (peptidylprolyl cis/trans isomerase) NIMA-interacting, 4 (parvulin) (gene pin4). Gene Ontology annotation, cellular component: nucleus. Gene Ontology annotation, biological process: rRNA processing. The transcript is spliced from 4 exons. Gene Ontology annotation, molecular function: DNA binding; peptidyl-prolyl cis-trans isomerase activity. Lineage: Eukaryota; Metazoa; Chordata; Actinopteri; Cichliformes; Cichlidae. The coding region runs from base 117 to 500 and encodes 127 amino acids. The record is from RefSeq and is a predicted model, not a curated record.
GUUUGGGUUCUCUGCGCAGGUUUAUGCGCAUGCUAAUCACAACAUAGCAAGUGUUUGAUCUAUAACUGUUAUUUUUCAUUGAUUAUUGUUGAGUUAUAAGUGCACAUUAGCCUGAAAUGCCACCAAAGGGAAAAGGGGGAAAGGGUGGUAAAGGAGCUGCUUCAGGGAGUGCAGACACCGACAAGAAAGAAAAAGGCCCAAAGGGAGGGACCGCUGUCAAGGUCCGGCAUAUCCUGUGUGAAAAACAUGGAAAAUGCAUGGAAGCAAUGGAGAAACUGAAGGCUGGAGUUCGUUUCAGUGAAGUAGCUACACAGUAUAGUGAAGACAAAGCCAGACAAGGAGGUGAUCUGGGGUGGAUGACGCGAGGAUCGAUGGUCGGACCUUUCCAGGAUGCAGCAUUCGCCCUCCCUGUCAGCUCCAUGGAUAAACCAGUCUACACAGACCCUCCUGUCAAGACAAAAUUUGGGUACCACAUCAUUAUGGUAGAGGGGAAAAAGUAACUUGGGCCAGUUCAACACUUGAAAUCAAGACAUGUAAAUUCCCCAAUGUGUUAUAUUGUUAAACUUCUGAUGAUUUUCUUAUAUUUUUCAAAACACAUGAGAAUAAAAAAAACAUUGAUGUAGAA